AUGUCUCAAUCAAUACAAGACAUAACGGUCGGGGAUAUCCUCCCACUCGACCAUGUGCUCCAGCUUGCAGACCGCUCCAAGUUGCUGGCGGCAAGGAUCCAAGAGUUCAAGAGAAACGACCGUCCCAGGACAGCAGAGGAACUCAGGAUCUUGACCUCGACUAUGGACGAAGUAGAGCAGAUUUUGAGGCCCUAUACCGUGGCUGUGCUAGACUGCAUCCUUGGGGAUGUUUAUGAAAACAUCCUACUGGAGCAAGACGGCACAAGGACGGGUUUUGAUGAAGGGAUGGAUCGAAUCACCCGGGUACUUCGAUCGGACCCCCCGGAGAUGGAUUCUGGGCCCAACGAUAGCUCGCAUACUUUCAGCCUGGAGGAGACUCCCGAGAUUGUAGAGAGAUUCCAGCGCCUCAUCCUUGGGUUUGAGGACCUCGACAGGCUGACCCACCAGCCCAUACAUGAUACGCUGGCUCUUAGUGAGCAGCAGGUCGAGGCCUGUAUAGAGGCUGGCCGCAUGAAGGUGCUCAUGGGCUGCGUCUUUGACGGCAUUGGCUCGUAUACUCGCGGGCAAUUACCACCUAGGACAUCUACUCAUACCGUAGUAGUGACGGUGGUUCGAUGCGAGGGUCUUCGGCGACACGAAGGUGAGGGCCCACCCCUUCUCCGCAGACAAGAUGCUACUGUUGGCCAGGAAAGGUUCGCACUACCCAAUCCACUUAGACAAGACGCUACCGUUGGUCAAGGCACGGUAGCGUCUUCUGGGCAUUCGUCCCGGAAUAUACCUCGUCUGCGGAGAUAA
Colletotrichum fioriniae is the source of this 795-nucleotide messenger RNA. RefSeq lists its product as uncharacterized. The record is from RefSeq and is a predicted model, not a curated record. NCBI's taxonomy places the organism in Eukaryota, Fungi, Ascomycota, Sordariomycetes, Glomerellales, Glomerellaceae.